AAUAUUUCAAAAAUAUUUGCGAAGAAUAGCUCGUUUUUGCUGACUUACACCUUAAUUAUACUUAUAUAUAAAGUUCAAUCGAAUAGUAUAAACUAUUGUGAACAUGGAUCACACUGUAAGCAGUCAAACCGAGCCUUCCCAAUCAGAAGAAGUGUCGAAAUUUGCCGGAGUGGUAUUUCAUAAUAUUCAAGAUGCGUACAUACCAGGGAAAGACAUUCGUUGUUGUUUUUCAAUUAAGCAAUGCGUUUCAACAACACCUAACGACUGGAUAGGGCUCUAUAAAGUGGGCUGGAAAUCGUCGAAUGAAUUUCUUACUUACGAAUACCUACCAGAACUAUCUACGACAAGCUCUCUAACCGCGUCUUUGGCUUUACAAAGUUUUGUCUGUUUUCAAGGAAGCAAGCUGCCACCUUCUGAUGAUUGCGAAUUCUAUCAAUUUUGCUAUGUCACAAGCAGUGGGGAAAUUCGUGGCGCUAGCUGCCCAUUUCAGAUAAGUUAUAGCAAGCCUGGACAACUGGAAAUAUCAUGCGAGGAAGACGACGAAAGCCUGUUGAUUGUAAAGAACCGUACAACAGUUCUGGAAGAUGCCCUCGUGAAGGCGCACGACGAAAAUAUCAAUUUGAAGUCAUUGAAUGAGAAACUGGAUGCGGACAUCUUGAAGUUUCAAGAUAUGAUUUUAAAGUUGGAGGCAAAAAAGGAAGAGUUUGGCACCGAAAACCAAAAACUGAGCAAGUUGUUGGAUAAAGCAUUAUCCGAGAAAACGAAUCUCCACGAAAUGUACAACGAAUGCCAGGAAAAGUUGAAGAAAUGCGAAUCCGCACUGGCAUUGGCGAAAGACGAGAAAACAGAGAUGCAGUUCAUGUUUAAUGAGCUGAAGGCGCACAACUCCAAAGCAACAUCUGACCAGCAAUUGUUUGAAGAUGAGAAGGCACAACUGUUGCAAUUGAUAAACCAUAGAGAUGCUACUAUCAAAAACUUCCUACAAACCAUUGAAGAGAACUGUACCAAGUUUGAUGCAUUAGAAAAGGAAAAUCAAGAACUCCUGAGGAAAAUAGAGUGUUUAAGCACAGAAAAUGCAAAUCUUGCAGAUGAUAAAACCAAGUCAGAAGAAUCUUUGAAGAAAUCGGUGGAAGCAAACGAGGAGUUGCAGAAAUCACAACUCAAAAUGUGUGAAGAGCUUCGCUCUUUGCAAGAAAAAAAUUCAAUGACUGAUAAAGAAUUGCUCAUGGUACGUAAGCAAGCAGAGGAGGAAGCUUCUUCAUACACUACUCGAUUAUCUGCUCUGGAACUGAAGCAUGCGGAUGAAUGUGAUAGUCUUCAAAAUCAGUUGCAGAAGAUGUCUAGUGAGCUGAAGGAAAGCAAGCAGGCAAUAACAGAUAGCUAUGAGAAGAAUUUUGAAGACCAAUCUUUAUGGAACCAUGAAAAGAAAAUUCUUAAAGAACAAAUAAAGGAAUUUGAAGAUAGCUUGAGUGUGUUGCAAGAGCAACUGGCCCAUGAGCGAGCUUUCAAUAACUCACUUAGCUUUGCUUCUGAUCAGCAAUUGUCGGAACUGCAAUUGCAAUUGAAUGCACAAUUGGAGAAGAGUGUGGCCAAUAACAAAAAAAUUGAAGAGCUUAAUCAAGAAGUAAGAUGCUUAAAGGAAAUUAUACAGCAAAAUGAAGCUGAGAUUGCAAAAUGCAAAUUGACUUCUGAGCAGACACAGCAACUUGAAAACAAUCACAAGCUGAUUGAUGAAAAGUUACAAACAAGCUCAGUAGUCAGUGAAACCGAAACCAGUGUUGGCCUUGAGGGAUCUCAUUUUGCAUUGAAAACAGCUCACGGCCAACUGAAGAAACAAUACCUGCAAGCAAAGAAGGAAAUUGAGAGUCUUUGGAGGCAAAAGGCAGAUUUAAAAAGGCAGUUGGCAUUUUUGCAAUCUGAGCUGCCCGAUUCGGAUAUGAGAUUUGAAAUGGCUAACCUUAAGAAACAAGUUGAAGAUCUUCGUGUUCGACUGAAUAUGGGAGCUGAAGCCUACACAGCUAAGGUGAAGGAAUGCCAAAAGUAUCAAAAGCAAUUAAGAAAAGGGCAAAAGACUUCGCUUCUUUUGUCAAGCAGUGCUCAAAAUCAACCAACCCAUGUUGAAAACACUGAAAUAAAAAAUCACAAGCAGCUACACGAACUUGAAAAGACAACCUAUAUCAAAUCCUUAGAGAUUGCAGAAAAGGAAUCAAAAGAGCAACUGCUUGUGAUGCAGGAAAAAUAUGCUGCUCUGCAACAGGAAGCGCUAAAUCUGAAGAAGGAUGCGAAGGAAAACAUGGAAAAACGUUUGAUUGAAGAUAAAGAGUUACAAUCUCAUAUAGACCACCUUCGCCGACAGUUGGAAGCUAAAUCGGAAGCAUUGAAAGACGCCAAAAGGAAAUAUGAAGAGGAUAUGAGAAAUGCUGUUGAAUGUCAGAGUGAGGAGAACACAAAGAUUCAGAAUGCCCUCAAAGAGUUAAAGGAACAAAAUGAAGGGUUGUUGAUUGAAAAACGAAAUCUAGAAGCGAAGUUAGAAAAACAAAACGAGUAUGUGCGACAAUUGAGAGAGUUGGACGAAGGAGUUCAUUCCUGUUCAAACCACGGACGAGACAAGGUAUACGAGCCAAAUUUGGAUGACGAAGUUAGUCGAGGCUCACCUUCGUCUGCUGCAGAUUCUACCUGCGACUCCAUUAGCAGUGGCAACCAAUGUCCAGUUUGCGCAAUCUUCUUUCCCCCAAACUGUGCUGAGAGCGACUUCGUAAAUCAUGUGAAUAGUCAUUUCAAAGACUAAAGAUCGUUGUGAGUUGGGUAUUCAAUUUUCGGCCAUUACAAUGGCAACGUUGAUGAUUUCAAGUUUAAUUAAACGUUAACGCAUGGGUUAUAACAGUUACGUAAUCACAUAUUGAAUAGGAGGUAAUCGUGGUCUGAAUUAAAACCACAAUCCUAGAAAUUCGUAGAGCCACGUAUGUACAGUUAAAGAAGCGUGAUUUUGCAGAAGGUCGAUAGAAGCCGUUCAUAGUCUUUUGUGACCUGACUUCGUAUCGAGAGACACUUCAACAAGUGAUGCAUUAAGGAGUCUUUUCAGUCAUAUCAUAGAGAGCGGAAGACUAGAGAACCAGGCUUUAAUUUGUUUAAUAAUGCACCUAUAUAUUGUAUUUUUUGUAGAGUGAUUUCAUAUCCAACUUACAAAUGACAGUGUAAUUAUAAGUAUUAAAAUCAUAAACCAAGUACAUUUGUCGUGCAAACAGA
This is a messenger RNA of Xenia sp. Carnegie-2017, 3246 nucleotides long. Its product is annotated as tax1-binding protein 1-like. NCBI's taxonomy places the organism in Eukaryota, Metazoa, Cnidaria, Anthozoa, Malacalcyonacea, Xeniidae. The record is from RefSeq and is a predicted model, not a curated record.